Molecule: messenger RNA, 5952 nt
Organism: Ctenopharyngodon idella (grass carp)
Lineage: Eukaryota; Metazoa; Chordata; Actinopteri; Cypriniformes; Xenocyprididae
Exons: 2
Coding region: 1-1152 (383 amino acids)
Biological process (GO): positive regulation of blood vessel endothelial cell proliferation involved in sprouting angiogenesis
Cellular component (GO): adherens junction; ruffle membrane
Source: RefSeq, a predicted model, not a curated record
AUGAAAGACGAUCCUGCCAAUACUGAGCAGGAACAUUCAGAAGUAAAAGAGACAGAAACAGAGCAAACAGAGACACCAAAAAGCCAACAACCUGAAGUGACAGAGAAAGUGACAGAAGAGGACACUUCUAGGGAAAAGACAGAAACAGAGCAAGAGAAAUGCGAGCUGAAAGACCCUGUUAAUGAAGGAACGGAGCAAAAGAGUGAUACAGCCUCUGAGGCAAAGAAAGAACCGAAUGUGAUCUUGAGGGCAAAUAAGGCUGCAAUGUGGACUCAUUCAGGUUUGGAUUCAGAGCUACGUCCUGAAUUUCCACCAGAUCACCUUCCCCUUUCUGUGCUACCUUACCCUAAUCGUAGAUUGUCUCUAGGGUUAGAUUGGGAGAGAGCUGGGUGGGAAGGGGAAAGUUUGGGCCAAGGUGGAUUCUGGUCCAGAGAGAGACGGUCUCUUGACGCUGAAAGAUGGGGUAUUGGUGGGGAGAGGUGGGGUUUAGACAAUGAUAGACAGGAAGGAGGUGGUGAAAAACGGGGUCUGGGGGGUUGGCGUGGGUGUGGGAUUGAUGGGCAAGGCACAGAUGAUUCAGACUGGGAGUUAGAUAAAAAUACCCAAGACACUGGUGACAAAGAGGCAGAUUCUGACACAAAACAAAAAACACUUAAGCAUGGACAGGGUCUCGGUGAAGAUCAGAGCAGUCUAGCCUCUAGCACUGACAAAGUGGAGCAUACACAAGUUGUUGCUGGCGAAGGCAUUGAUAAGGGCCGGAGUCAAGGUCCAGAUGAAGGUCAGGUUUCAAGUGUAGAUAGACGGAGCCGUGGACUUUCCCAAAGAAUAGAGGCUCUUUUUACAGCCCCGCCCGGGCAUGGCUCAGAGGAGAGACUUGCCCGCAUGAGGGAGGUGGACACUGUCUCACGAAUGAGACGCCUUAGCCUCCGUAGCUCAGACUCUUGGGAUGGACUGCAGGGAGUGGGAAGGUGGGGAGAUUGUGGAAGGGAGGAAGAAUGCCCCCUUCCUGAUUCACAGGAUUCUUCAAACAUCACAAAAUUAGAGGAUAAAGAAGGCAGCACCCUCCCUGCAGUCACCAGUGAACCUAAAGAAACAAAAGACCAGGCAACCCUAAAAGAGUCACAGGAGCCCAGCCAGGUGGAGAGGUCGUAGCUGAACCCUAGAGGUCAGAGGUCAUCCAACUAAGGGCCAGCCUCCAGCACUGUGACCUGGCUGUCUGCUAAAUGCCUUCAUCCUCAUAUGCUAUUGAAACAUCCUCAGACAUUGACACACACACAAACACACACAAAACAUUAGACAGUGAGCGAUGCGUCUCUCUCUAACACAUGUCUGUGCAUUAACAUACACAAACUGACACACAAACACUCAAAGUCAUCAUCAUGUAUACAGACACUCACGUGCAUUCAGAACACAUUUAAACACCUCACCACACUGAGACAUCUGAAAUGGCCUUCUACUCCGACAAGAGCAUUGUGUAUCAACUCCACUCCACGCCCACUCAGUUCCAGCUUUGCUGGCUUUCUAAGUGUUGCUGUUCCACUGCCAGAAGGAGGUUCCCAACUAUGCCCCUCCCCCUUCUUAUGUUACGGUUCUCAUCAUAGCCCAUUUCUCACCAAUCCUCACCAUUCUUCUUUCCUUGCAAUUUCCAUAAAAGAUUGGUUUAUUGGACCUUGUCUGGUGUGUUACUCAGCAACAAUGAAAAUGUUGUUGUGUGACCAAAAAACAAAACGAAAAAAACAAAACAAUCACCGUCUUUUGUAAAGAAAAAAGUAUUGACUGUUCAAAAAGUAUGACAGAACAAUCAGUGAAUUUUAAAACCAGCUACAAUCUCUUAUACCCAUUGCAAACAACCUACCAUCUUCACAACCAUUUCCUUCAUCGCGUCUUAGCAUGCUCCAUCAAUCUAUUUUUUCAAAGACCCAGUCUUAUCACUAACCCUUUACUACACUAACCUUGUGUACAUCUCAUUCAUUUUUUCGUCGUCUAGACAGUGUUAUCUCUGCGCACCAAUGUUUGCUAAUAACUUGCAAUAUAGCUAUUUGUUUAAGUCUUCAUCGCACUUACAAUAUCAUCCCACCAGUAUUAACAACGUCUUGUCUCUGUAUUCAAGGUCUUUUGCUACACUUCUUAAGUACUAUGACUACAACCACUCUUUAUUUAUUGAGUUAACAACACCCCCAACACCAACUCACUGGUAUCAUCCCACGCUAGAAUAUGUUUGUAUCUUAGCACUCUUGCUGAACUGCACUGCUUUAAUUUCUGACUUUAAAGGGUUAGUUCACCCAAAAAUUAAAAUUCAGUCAUUAAUUACUCACCCUCAUGUCGUUCCACACCUGUAAGACCUUCGUUCAUCUUCGGAACACAAAUAUUUUUGAUGAAAUCCGAUGGCUCAGUGAGGCCUGCAUCGCCAGCAAUAACACUCCCUUUUUCAAUACCCAGAAAGCUACUGAAAACAUAUUUAACCACUGAUUCGAAACAAAUGAUUCGUAAAGCUUCAUUAAGCAGUGUUUUGAAAUUGCCCAUCACUAGAUAUUGUUGAAUAAAGUCGCUAUUUUGUUAUUUUUGGCACACAAAAAGUAUUCUUGUCAUUUCAUAACAUUAAGGUUGAAUCACUGUAGUCACAUGAACUGUUUUAAAUAUGUUUUUAGUAGCUUUCUGGGCAUUAAAAAAGGGAGUGUUAUUGAUGGCGAUGCAGGCCUUACUGAGCCAUCGAACUUAAUCAAAAAUAUCUUAAUUUGUGUUCCGAAGAUGAACGAAGGUCUUACGGGUGUGGAAUGACAUGAGUAAUGGUUGGUGAGUAAUUAAUGACAGAAUUUUCACUUUUGGGUGAACUAACCCUUUAAGCAAACCACAUCAUAAUACCAUGUCCUAACCAGGUGCGUUUACAGUGUAAUUGUAUUUUUUAUUUUUUUCAUAUUCACCCCAAAUCAAAUAAAAAAUAUUUUAGAUUUAAGGAACUAUAAUGAAAAUGAAGACUAUUUUUUUCUCAGUAUCCCAAUGUAAUCACAUUCUUAAUAUGUUCAGUGAAAAUAUGCUGAAAUUUUUUUAAUACAAUUAUAUAUGAAAUAGUAAAUGGUAGUAUUUGUCGGACUGCCUUUAUGUUGAUUUUAAUAUAUAUAUAUAUAUAUAUAUAUAUAUAUAUAUAUAUAUAAUAUAUUAAAUAUAUAAAACAUCUUAUGGUCCUGAAAAUAUAGGCUUCAUUUUCUUUAUGCGAUAAGUUAUUCUUUAUUUUCGGAUGAAAUAUGAACCCGGCAUUUCACAUCCCAUCUGGUUGGAACAUGGUUUAAUAACUCUUCCCAUGCAUGAUGUUCCUCGACCCAUUUAAAACUUCACAAAUUCAUCAGUCCAUCAUGAAAACAGUCCAUGGGGGCAGCCUCUACCCAUCCUCCCCAGUUAGUCUUCGUCCCGCCAGCCUUUCCUCUGUUGACAUCCUGGAACUCUCUUGUCGUUUGUUGGAACAUGUGGUCCGUUUGUGGAGUGCUUUCAAGGGGUGUGGUCACCCCUCUGUCCAAUGUGGUUCUGUCUGAGCAGACAUGAAUGUUUUGUAAACGCUUUUUAAAUUUUGGUAUAUAUUGUUUUUUUGACUUUACCAAAACCAGUAUGGCAGUUUUACGAGAACUGUUCUAUUUAUUCAUCCUUUCUUUUUCUUUUUUUUUCAUGUUUAUGUGUCACCUGAGCUGUUCUGCUCCAAAUCAGGAGUUUCACACGAGUUGGUAGAAGACGCUCAAUGGCUCUGAACUGUUUUCAUUUUCCGACGAAUCGAUCAAAGAAACCGUAUCGCUCUUGGUUCGAACCCAUAGUGCCCUAUUACCAGAACUUUUCAGCACACUGUAACGUAUGUCCCUGAGUGUGGAGAGCUUUGUACAGUAACGAUUAAAAACCAGUGAUGUAUUGCAGGUCAAACGGAGACCUGGGUUGGAUGAGCGUUUCAGUAUUUGAUGUAUCAACUUUAAAAGCACCUUGUUAACAUAUUUUUAUCGUGAUUGGAUUCAAAGAGAAUUUUUAGCUAUCGAGUGGCCUUUUUGAAACACACCAGUAACGAUAAGCCUAAGGAGUUACUUUGAAACACCACCAAAAUGUUUGAUAUCUCAAGUGUCGAAAUGUGCAUCAUGUUUUGAAUGUUUGUCUGAUAUAUCAAAUACCUUAAAUGAUGACCCAGGUUUCACGCAGGUGCGACUUCGAAUUAGGGAACUAUUUUCAGGCGAUGUAGACUUUAAAAACAGGGUCCAAAUGCGAACACAAAGACACACGUUAGAUACUGUAAUGUUUCGUGUCUAUACCCUAAACCCCCAGGUAACUUCGGGAAGCAAUAAAUGCUCACGAGUGUUUCGAUGAACAAGCUAAAUGUGUACAGAUAAUUUUAAUGGUUAAACGUAGAUGGUUGCAAAGUAGAGGACAGCUCUAGAUAUGUAAUGAUUUGGAUUAGUUUAGGUGAAAGAUACUCUAUGGUAAUGUGUGAUAUGUAUGGAACAAUUUUAGGAAAACUUCUAAGAUACCAUAUACUAUGGAAUGGAGAGAUGUGAUACUUUCAGACAUCAUAAUGCAUGAAAGCUUGAGCAAUAUUGUCCAACACAAAAGCUCUUUGGCUGUAGAAAAUCUGGGAAGCGGGAUGUACUUGUGUUAAAGUGUCAUCUAUCCAAAUGUCACUCACAGAAAAGCGUUUAAAGUUGCGUGUGGAAGAGUGUGCGCGCGCGUGCAUGUGUGUGUGUGUGUGUGUGCGCUUGCUUUUUCCCUGUCAUAGUGCCAUUCAUGUGAUUUAAAAAAAAAAAAAAAUGCAUUUCACUGAAUACUUAUUUUUGUUAUCAUUGAAAUUGUUAACCAGUCUGCAUAAUGUAUAAAAUAAAAGUAUAUUUUAAAUAUUUUAAAAGAUAUUUUGUAUUUAACCAUAAUAAUUAAUUUCUUCGCUCUUGGAUCAAGUUGGCAGUAUUAUGUUGCUGUAUAGAAUGAUAAGAAAAUUAUAUAAUUUUCUAGUGCUUAAAGAAAAAAAAUAAUAAUCGAUGGGCAAAUUUAACCAAGAGAAUGACACCUGCAGCAUGUCCCAUUUUGGCUUCUUGAUUUUUAGGGGCUCUCGUUGUGAACAUUGGACAUGAAUUACAGGAUUUUGCUUUUUGAGUUUGUAGUAAAGGCUGCAGUAAAGUGAAAAAGGCCCACGGCUGAUAUUUGAUGCUUUGUAUAGUUGUAAUGUUCAGUCAGUUUAUAUAAACAUCAAUAAAUUUAGUGCAUCCAUUCACAGCUGCCUAGAAACUUGUUACAGCAAAGUGCAUACAGCGAGGAAAUUGCAACAUUAAAAGUGACUUUGUUUGAUCUUGAUUCCGUUCAAAGCUAAAUGUGGCCUUAUUUUAUUUGAGCAUUUGUACGUCUUCCAUUCAGAAUCAUGUACUGUUAUCAUCAUGAGCUCGUACCUACGGUUUUCUAUAAAGAAAUGAUAAAUGAAUUAAUAAGUAAACAGUCUUUAGAUCACACAGCCAAAUAUUUCUUUCUUUCUUUGCAAGUACGAUAAGCUAACGUUUGGAUCGAAAGUAAGAUGUGUAGCACACUGACAGGAUCUUUUCCCUAUUUCACUGAAAAAGGCCAUAACUGUUAUAUGAUUUCAAGCUGUUUUCAUGAACUAUGUAGCAUUUUUGCCAUUGUAGCAUUCAGAGUAUGUGAAAAAGCCACUGAAUCGUACUGUUUUUCUUUUCAUUUGUAACGGGAGUCGUAAUGAUAACACUGUCUGUUUUGAAAACACAAGCUGUUGCAUUUUCAUGCCAAGAGUGUCAUGGGUUACAUUUUUAAUGCUUUUUUUUUAUUUAUUAUUUUUUAUCAUUGGACAUUUCUGGAUAUCAUGGUUUGCAUUUGCAUACAUAAUUUUUUGGUUCCAUGUUUGUAAAUGUUUUAGGCAUUUGAAAUGUAAAUAUGUGACAUAAGGAUAAAAAAAAAAAUCAAAUUUAAUAAACAUUUUCUACAAUUUAA